Pectinophora gossypiella (pink bollworm) is the source of this 860-nucleotide messenger RNA. It is a transcript of the gene mRpS7, whose product is annotated as 28S ribosomal protein S7, mitochondrial. The transcript is spliced from 4 exons. Gene Ontology annotation, cellular component: ribosome. Gene Ontology annotation, molecular function: structural constituent of ribosome; rRNA binding; mRNA binding. NCBI's taxonomy places the organism in Eukaryota, Metazoa, Arthropoda, Insecta, Lepidoptera, Gelechiidae. Gene Ontology annotation, biological process: translation; ribosomal small subunit assembly. The coding region runs from base 82 to 804 and encodes 240 amino acids. The record is from RefSeq and is a predicted model, not a curated record.
UUUUUUUUUUUGGUAUUUCAAUAGAUCUUCUGUGCCUGCCUGUUGCGAUUUUGAUUUUCUAUAAAACAGAAUAGAUACGAAAUGAAUAACAUUACAAAUAAGCUGCCGUUGGUUAAUAAAUGUAUAUUUAAAAAUAACAAUAAUUGUUUGUCAAGAUGGACUAUUGUUUUGCAAAGUAGAGACUAUUCCAGACCAACUAGUUUCCCAGAUUAUUUCCAGAACCCAAUAUUUAGGAAAGAAGAUCAGGCAAAACUUAUUGAAACUGGAGAGCUGUCGAAGUUUGCUGCUGUUCCCGUGAAACCGCCUGCAGUGUACGAGACAUCGUCAGUCUAUCAUGACCCACUUGUCAACAAAGUCAUUAAUCACAUUAUGGAAAUGGGGAAGAAACAACUGGCACGAAGUCUUCUUGAAAAGUCUUUCGAAAAUAUAAAGAGGAUACAAAUUGAGAGAUACCACCUUGCAAGUACGCCUGAAGCAAAAGCAAAGAUUGAAUUGAGCCCAAAGGAAAUCUUACACAAAGCUAUUGCAAAUGCCAAGCCUCUGUUGCAGUUGCAACCAAUUAAAAGAGGUGGUAUUACAUACCAGGUACCUGGCCCCAUAACUGAAAAGAGAUCUUUGUUUCUUGCAAUUAAAUGGCUUUUGGAAGCCACAUAUGAGAAGGAAAGAACUGUUCAUUUUCCCGAACAAUUUGCUUGGGAACUUCUGGAGGCUGCCAACAACACAGGAAAGGUUGUAAAGAGGAAACAAGAUUUACACAGGCAGUGCGAGGCCAACAGGGCAUAUGCUCAUUAUAGGUGGCAAUAGGUUUACCAAAUGUUAUUAUGAUGUAUUUGUAAAAUAUAAUUAGUUUCUACAUAGCA